UCACCUGUAUUUUGGAGAAUAAUCUGUCCUGAGCUGUAGAUCAUUCCAUAUUCCCGUGUUUCUGUAAAUCACACUGAAAUAAUGUGCCUAAAGACUGCAAAGUGUUUGGGUUAGAAGAUAGCAAAGGAUUACUUUGUGCAUAGUGGCACUAGGUAACAGAGGAAUUGAGGUGGGAAAUACCCACAGCUCUUUGAUAGGGAUGAUUUAGCAGGAUGCAAUAAUAAAAAUUGCUUAGUUUUGGAAAAGGAUUUCAGGUGUCCUGUGAGCUGGCCACAUCUCACAACUCACCUGAAAGCUACAGGCUGUCCUGGGGUCUAAAAUAAAAAACCCACUUGUGACCAUGUGCAGCAGCUGUUUUUUCUGAGCUUCUCAUUCAUGCUUGUGAUCCUGCUGGUGGAGGUGUUGGCAGAAAGAGUCCAGGGAGGAGGUGCAAGGCAACAGCACUGCAGCUUUUCAGCUCUUCUCCAUGAAGCUGCUCCAUGAAGAGCAGCUCUUCUCCUGCUCCAGGGUUCCAGAGCAACAGGAAUCACUGCAGAUGGUCACUGCAGCCACACACAGCUUGUAUAAAACAAAAACAGUCAGGAAAAGCAAGGACAAAACCCAAUGGGGUGUUUAUGGCUGUUUGCAGUUUCUUGCCUAUGUCUCUCACUGGGUUUGCCAGGCCUCUCCCAUCUCUGGAGGUGAAUUCUGCCAUUUUGCUGGGUUUGAGGUUGCCAGGUGCUUUGUUCCCUGUGUAGGAUAAAGCAAACCUCACCUGUAGGGCACUGCAAAGAGUCUAUGAACAGGUCCAACCCCCAGCACUGAGCCUCGGGCCUGUAGCUCUGAGUAAUCAUUACUUCAUAAUAAAAAUGGUAAUAAAAUCCAUCCCUUGCCCUCAGUGUUAGAGCCCUUGAGAGGAGAAUGUGAAUAAAGCUUCUCUAAUUUUCGAGUUAAGGAUAGGAUGUUCUAUCAAAAGUCAAACCCAGGCAGCACUGAGAGAACAAAGAACCUUUGAGAGCUGCUAUCACUGUAGAGCACCUUCCUGAGGAUUUCUGCCUUUGCAGGUCCUGCAGGCAUGCAGGAGCCUGAGUCUGUCCCUGCUUUGCCUUGAGCCUAAAAAGCUUUUGUGCAUAAAUGAGUUUGAGACCUGGGCUCACACAAAGGGCUGAGUUGAGCUUGUCUGAAAGCUGCCAAUCAACACCUCCCCAUAAGCACUUGCUGGGAGGGCUGCUGCUGCUGCUCUCCAAAUCCUCUCCCUUUAGGACCUUCUCCAAAAUUCUGAGCGUGCAAAAGCAGUUGUGUUCCUGUUAGUGAGUUAAUUUAACCAAAAAAAAAAAAAAAAAAAAAAAAAAAAAAAAAAAAAAAAAAAGCUAAAUCAUUACAGAGCAAAGUUUGGAUCUUGAACUGCUGAGACUGCAGUUCUUAGGCAGGAUGACAUGUCCAGAGGGUGGCAGCUGGUGUCAGGAGUCCCUGGGCUUGGGGACACAGGGCCAGUGGGAGCUCUUGCAGGAGGAUGUGCCCUCCCUCCUGGUGCUGUGAGAAGGAAUUGAACAGGAGGUGCUUAUAAAAUGCAGGCUGAUUGGGGUGAGGGGUGACUGCAGCCCCUGCUGCAGCCCAGCUUCAGAGACUUCUCUCCAGGGUCUGCAGGUGCUGGAAGAACAGGAACAAUCGCCCUAAACCAGGGGCUGCCAUGUGGCAUUUGGGAAUUCAUCUCUGCAGCCCCCAUCCUGCCUGUUUUCAGCUCUGUGCAGCUGAGAAUGGGGUUCUGUUACCUGCAGUUGUGAAAUGGGGAACUGACUCCAGUUAGGGCGAGAAUAAUUCAGCACUCAACCCCAUCACAACUCCAACCACCUCCUGUGCCGCCUCCCACAUGGCCUCCUGCCUUCCAGCAGAACCUUUCCUGCCACAGUGGGAGGAGGGAGUGUUGGGGAUGAGCCUGCACAGCCUGGAAACUGGGGGUAUGGGGGCAGGAUGACACAGAGUUGUUGCUGGCUCCGUCCCCGCCAGAUUUAUUCUGCUUUGCUGAGCAGAAAAGCCACGGAGUGAGCAGGAUUUCUGGCUGGCCAGGUGCUGAUGCUGAGGUGUUUGGGAGCACUGCUGAGCUCCCACAGAGCCAGGGUGGUUGAUGGUACAAGUCGAUGUGUUUACAUUUUAUUUCAGUUUUAUGCUACUUUUUUUAAAAGGUGAAAUUGUCUGGCCAGCUCCAGCAAAGGCAGUGACACUGGAGACUUUGGAAAUGGAUGGAGAUCUUUGUGUCACCACAGGAAUGGGAUUUGCCUGUAAAGUAUGUGGGUGUUGAAAGGUCUGGUUUAUAAAAGAAAAAAAAAUGAAGGAAAAAAUCUGCCAGGGCGGAUCGUUCCUGUCUCUGUUGUGGUUGGUUACAGCCAAACAGGGCAGGUUUUCUGGUAGCAAUUCCAGUGCUUAAUUAUAGUUCAGUCACAUCCACAGUUCAGGGCACGGAUUCCUUCACAGGCAGGAACUGUUUCAUGUAGCAGAGCCAUGCUGGGCUGUGUCUGAUGGCUGCUGCAAUUCUAGUGGGUGAUAUUUUUUUGUAUCAAAGCUCAAUAAGCAUAAGCAAGAGCGUGAUGGUUGGGAAGUGAGCUGUGAGGGGUGACGUGCUGCAAGCUGGAGCUCUGUAAGACAGAGGCUGUUUUUGUGUAUUUAUGAUGCUUUAACGCACGCUCGUUGGUUGAACAGCAGUGAGCAUCACGGUGCUUCAUCCAGAUCUGUUGCUGCGUAUUGCUUUGCAGGGGUUCACAGGGCUCAGGUUUUUGUCAGAUGGUCAGUUCCCCACUGUCUUUAAUAAUAUUGGCUAAUUUCAUGGUGAUUUUCAUGCCCUUAGAAUCAGAACAGGUCAAGUGUAUUUUUUUCCAAGGACCAUCUUCAAGAUGAAACCUGGUCCGUGCCUGAAGACCACUCUGCUGGAGUUUGCACAAUGCAAACAAAGCCUGCAGCUCCCAGGGUGGCCCAAAAGGAGAGGGAGAGGAGACAGAGGAGGAGAGAGGGAAGAGAGGAGGUGCUUGGAGCACAUCCCUUGGAGAUGGCUCCAGUGCCAGAGCAGGGGCAGUGCAAAGCAGCUGUUUGUGUGACCCACGCAGUGCCAGUGACUCCGUGGCUGAAUCAGAUGAGAUUCAUCUGCUUCCACCCUUCAGGAAGGUGUACUGGGGUGAUGCCAGCAGCUCAAGGUGGGAGUUGAUGUGUGGUGGCUGACUGAUGUCACUCUCUCAUCGCUGGGAGAAGACAAACAGCACCCACACUGUGCUUUUGAGGCAGCUGAACAGCCUCCUGCCCCUUUUACCUCUGCCCAGCCUCGUAACACUUCUGUCCCUUUGUCAUCUGCACCCAGAUUCUCACCUGUCAGGAGCCACAGGUCUCUGCCAGAGUUCCACCAGCCCAAGCAUGUUGGGUUCUUAUGGGACACAGGGGCUUUCCUGAGAAAUCUGCCUUGGUGGCUCUAUUUUGCCCUAAUUGGGUGGCUUUGCUGUGGGUUCCUGGUCUGCCCAGCUGUGGGAGUCCCUCUUCACAUUUGCUCAUCCCUGCUUUUCCCUCAGUUUCUGCAAAAACCCAGCAGCUCCAUCCACACAGUCCUGCUUCCCCACGGAGCAGGACCUGCCUCUGUGUGGUGGGCUGCUGGCUGAGCACAUUGGGUGUUAAACCUACUCCAGCUCAUGGGGAAAUUCAUACACUUGUUCAGUUCUAGCAAGUCCUGUGAGUGCCUGACCUAGCAGGGUUCCCUAAACCUCGGGGUAAAUAAACAUCUUCACAGAGAGGAACAAUCUAAAUAGGGGUGGACUAGAAAUUCACCCUUUGUGAUUCAGAACCUCUGUGACCCAGGAUGGAGCAGAUGCUCUCAACCUCUUGCUCUUUCUGCCCAGCUCCUCAUCUUUUGACUAUUUGGGCUCCUGUUUAACAAUUCAAAAACCCUUCCUGCAUCUCUCUCCACUGAACGUCUUGGUAUCACCUUUGUUUUCCAACCUCCCCUUUCCCCUUAGAAACAGACCUGAAGGAAAAAUAAUACAGAGGAAAUGAACUUCUCUGAGCCUUGAUUCACUCAGAGUGGGAUGUUGGAUUUCUGCUGUAUAAUUCUGGCUGGGACACUUCUGAGCUGGGCCUGGAUUUGCCUGGAAGAAAACACGAUUUUCUUUUCUAAGUCUUCUUGCAGAGCAGUUAUUUGUAUAUGUCCAGCAGUGUGGAGUGAAAGGGAGACCUCAGGGAAAACCACAACUCAUUUACAGCUUAAAUGAAAAUUGAAAAUGAGUUGAAAACAAGAUGUGCAAGAUUUUAAAUUUUAUCUUUUAUAAACAACAGUUAUUGCCUAUGGACUAAUGGAUUUAACAGAGGGAUUUAAUCUUUGUAAACAAGAGAAAAAUGCAUCAAAAUAGACCCUCAGGCAUGUGGCAGGACCUGGCUUUGGAAAAAUGGUGAAGAAGAGGUUGAAGCAACCUAACUGCUACUAAGAGUUUUAUUGGCACCAGGAGCUCUGUGAAGGAGACAAAUAGGGGCAUUUGAGCCCUUUGCUCUUUGUAUUUGUUUUUUAUUAGAGCCAUCAGUUUGAGCACAUAUUUGCCUGCCCAGGUGGAUAUUUGCAGGGCCUGGGGAGCCUGAACUCCACAGCAUGGAGUCUCCCUUGCCAGCCCGGCCACCUCUUGGGGCUGCAGAGUCAGUGCCAAAGGUACAAAAGCAUGGAAAUUCAAAAUGAUUUGGGCUGGAAGGGACCUUAAAGCUCAGCCAGUCCCACUUCCUGCUGUGGGCAGAGACACCUUCCACUAGCCCAGGUUGCUCCAAGCCAUGUCCAACCUGGCCUUGGACAUUUCCUGGGAUGGGGCAGCCACAGCUGCUCUGGGCACCCUGUGCAAGGGAAGAGUAUCUUCCCAAUAUCCCAUCUAACCCCAUCCUCUGGCGGGGGAAGUUAAUUGCCUUUGUCCUGUCCCUCCAUCCCUUGUCCCCAGCCCCUCUCCAGCUCUCCUGGAGCCCCUUCAGGCAGGGGCUCUGAGCUCUCCCUGGAUCCUUCUCUUGUCCAGGUGAGCACCUCCAGCUCUCCAGCCUGGCUUAGAGCAGAGGGGCUCCAGCCCUCAGAGCAUCUCUGUGGCCAUAUCUGGACUUGCUCCAACUGGUUCGUGUCCAGAUCUGGAUGCAAAGCAGAGAAAAACCAAAAUGGACCUUGCUUUAAAGCUUUUGAACCAGGGUGUUUUCAGGUUGAUCUGUUACAUUUGUUAGCAAGGCCCUUUUGGCUGGGCACUUUUUGGAUCCAUUUAUUUUGCUUAGUUGUGUUUUCCUUUCUUUACCGGGCAAAAUCCUGCUUCAUCUUUAGGUGCAUUUAGAGGAUUUGCCACUAGUGCCUGUUUCCCAGGUCCGUUAUUGCUCAUCUUAUCCCUACUUGAACAGGAGUUUGGUAAGGAACAGAACACAGUAAGAGUAAACUUGGAACUUGUUUGAAGAAAUUCAGAGGUUUAUGGGCAAGGUGAACCCACAGGGAUCAUCCACCUGGAUUUCCCCAAGGUGUUUGGCAAGGUCACUCGGGAAAGCCUCCUGAAGGAAGGAAGCAGCCCUGGAACAGGUGGUGAGAUCCUUACAGGGGAAAUGGUUUGCCAAAAGUUAAAGAACAAAAGGGAAGGGAGAAGAGACUGGGUAAUAAAAAAGAUGAAUUUUAAACGUACAUGAAUAUAAAAUGGUGCACAGGGAGAAAAACCAAUUUUAACUCUAUUUAUAAAACAACGGGUUCCAAGUUAAGUGUUACUGUCUGAAACAUCGGGGUUGUUACAGAUUGUGCUGUGAAAAUGUCAGUUCUGUGGUCAGCAGCCAUCCAGAGCAAACUGUGUGUGUCGAUUGCUGGGGGAAAACAGAACAAAACAACCCCCGCUCCCUCCGGCUGCAGGCAUCUGGGGAAGCUGAAGGUCCCCGGAGCUCCGAGGUGUUUGGGGUGGGAAGGAACAUUCCUGGAGGGUGUGGGGCUGUGCAGGGCUGCUCUCAGCGCCGGAGGGUAAAUCCUGCAGAGAGGGGAGGGGCAGCUCUGUGCAGACCCUCCUCUGCCUGGAGGACAUAACCAUUGGCAGCCUGCCGUUUUCCAAGGAGUCACCUCUGGACCCUCCUCCUCACUAUGGACCUGCCAGGACUCUGACCCUGCCAACAGCCCCAGCUCCUGAAUCACCAGUGAAAGUCGGUGUGCUGACCUCUGCCAGCAAAACUGAUUCAUAAAGUAGAAUUUCUACAGCUUUUUUUUGAUAUGUAAGCUGGGAAGAUUCCCUUGGAGACUGGUAGCUUCUGGGAAGGUGAAUCUCUGCUGAGCUGGAGGGAGCAAGUGGUGGAGAAGCAAGUGGUGGAGAAGCACAGCAGUGUCACAGGACCUGCAAUGCUGGAAGUCCCAGCAGGCUCCAGACUGGGUGCUCUGACCCAUCAAAGCGGGACAAAGGGAGAGGCAGAAAACCUACCACAAACCCCACCAGGCUGGUGACCAGGCUCUGGAGCUCAGGUCCUGGUGCACUCCCCAGGCAGGUCCUGGGUGCCAAUUAUUUUCCCUAAAAUUAGGAACAACUUCUUUGUGAAGACUGGAAAAUCCAGAAUAAAUCUGGUCUCUCUGUUGGUGUCUGGGGCUGGUAUUUAGCAAGGCUGCUGUGGAGGAAGGCAUUGCUGUCCUGAAGCCCUGCUUGGAUCACAGCACUGGUGCUGCUGCUGCUCAGUGAGUGCUGAGCUCGGGUCCUUUCACCAGCUGUUUCCCAAUAAAGCCCCACUGGCUGCCCUGAAUUGUGCUCCCACUUCCAGCCUCCAGGACAUCUCUGUUCCAGUGCUCCUUCCAGACUGGAAAUCAGGGUUAUGGGCUCACGUCUCCCACACACACAUCAUGAGGUCAAGCCUUGCCUUAGUACUCACCAAUUAAUCUGACAUCCCCUCAGUUUUCGAGUGUUUAUGGUGGCACUGCAAAGGGGCAGGAGCUCCCUGAUUGCCUUUUCCCAGCCUUUCCCAAGCUUGCUUAGCAGUGCCACUGGGAUGGAAAAUACCUGUUCCUCUGCUCCUGCCUUGGCUGAGGCAACACCAGCUGAAAAGGAAGGGAGAUCUGGGUGCAUUUGGUUGUGCAUUUAAUUAGAGCAGUGCAAAAGCCUUCAUCCUGUUUGAAACCCUGCAGCUUCCCACUGCUCAUCCCUUGUCCCCUGGGGCUGCCUGUGAGGAGCACUGCAGGAAUGGGACUUAACCCUGCCACGCUUCAGUUGGUGCCAUAAUUGCCCGGGGCUCUUUCAUCUGCCCUCUGUAAUUGGGAUCACUUUAUCCCUGGCUUCAUCCUCCCAAAGCCUACAGGUAACCCUUCAGCUUGCUGUUCCCCACAGUGGAGGAUUGCUGCUCAGCUUUCCGAAAAACACCCCUUCCCCAGGGUAAGGAGAAGCCAGACUCAGCUGUGCCAGGAUCAGAUCUUCCUUCACAUCCAGCACCUUCUCUGGACCUCACAUCCUCCUCCUCAUCCUCCUCCUGCUGCCCUUCCUACAUCCCCAGCCUUCUCCAGACACCCCAAAUUUCCAUCACUUACGCCACCAUGAGUGAAUUUGAAACUGUUUUGAAGAAAAGGCUUGGGAUAACAUCCAUCCAUUUCCAGCUGUGUUUUGUCAGUGCAAUGGCAGUGCAGGACACUGGAGGAGGGAUCUGGGCUGAGAGAGGAAACAGAGCAGGGAUGGGGGAGUUUCUGUCUGUCCAGAUGCAGCACUGCCAUGUGGGCACUGGGAGGGGACACCACAGCCCAGGGGACACUACUGGGACCAGUAGUGGUCCCAGCCACCAGCACCACUGGCAGCAGGGGCCUCAGGUCUCCUCUCUGCUGACUCAGUGGGGGAGACGAGGCUGCCUCGAUGUGAAUGUGAGAGUUGGGGCUGCAGAGCUGCAAAUGCCACAUCUGGGGUGAGCGCUGCAUUCAUGCACCCCACAGCCCCCAGAGGGUCACCUCCUUGAGUGGCAAGCCCAGCUGUUCUCCAGCUGAGCACAGGGAACGAGCAUGGAGAGAGAGCAGAGUGAGAGCCCCCUUCUGAGCCCUCCAGCACAGCUGGACACAAGGCUGGCAGAGGUGUCACACCAGGUGGAUGAGGGAGGAGGAGGCUCUGUCCAUCACCAUGGCACAUCUCUGGAGCAGUGAGGGAGCCCUUGCUGGUCUGGUCACCCAAGGGGACAAUCACAGUUCGGGAGGGUGCCUGGUAACACAGGAACACUUUGGGAUUUUUUUUCUUCCUGUAAGCUUAGAGAUGUAUUCCCAGUUUGACCCCCUGCUGCUGAAGAACACCUCCAGCCCUGUUCUGAAGAGUAGCACAUGCUGAGAAGGGCAUUGCUAAUGAAUUCCCUCUGCCACUUCCCAGGAGAGCUGGGUCAUCUCAUCCCCACCAACCAGCACCUCCUUGUAAAGGUACAGAACUGUAAAUCCAGCAGAAGCUGUCAGGGCCUUUAGGACACUAAUUAACUUUCAUGGGUCUCACUGGGAUUUCCCUCUAGCCACAUGGACAUAGGAACCACCUGAGCUCAGCCCUGGCUCUGUCACUGAUCUGUGUUGUGGGAGCUCAGCAGUGCCUGACUGAGUGACUGGCUUGACCUGGCCCCCGCCCUCCUCCUCACUAUGGAUCUUCCAGGACUCUGUCUGACCCUGGUUACCCCCACCAGACCUCACCCCAGCUUACUGUGGUCCAGAACCCGAGAGUAUCCCUGUGUAAAUGUGGAACCUGGAGGAAUCCCUGUUGGCUGUAGGCAAAGGACAAGAAGAAACAGCACAGCCUGUGCCUUGGAGCCCUUUGAUCCAAUGCUUUCCUCUUUUCACCUGGAAUUCACUUCACUGAACCCUGGGCACACCCAGUCUGUGUCCCAGGCCCCACUAUCUGUGUCCCUGGCAUGGCUGGGCACAUCUCCAUCCCGUUAAUGGAAAAGGAGGAGCUCAUGGGGAACAUGAUUAUCCGUGGAAGGUUUGGGUGUAGUAAUCAGGAAAUAGUGCUCUGCAAAAUGUCAGUGGGAGUGGAAAGCUGAGAAGUGAUACACAGGCUCUGGUGGUCGUGCUCUGCAGUAAGUGGGAUCCUCUGGGAAGUGAAGGAGCCGGGCUGAACUGGCAGGUCCUUGGGGCCACGAUCUUGGGAUUACCCAUCCCUUUAAUCAGGUACAUGUACUGGGAGAAGGGUUUGAGCUAAACUGGAAAUGAAACUCACGGCUGAGCUCCAGCGCAAAAAGCCAGCACGGAGAAGGCGGAAUCAUGGACAGACCGUGAGGAGAGACCAGACUCGGUGCUGAGCGCCGGGCUGACACGGGGCGGGCACGGGCGGAGGCCGGGCCGUGCCUGCCCGGGCGGGGCCGCUCCAGGUCCCUCCCCGCCGGUAUAACCGAGCGGCGGCGGCGGGCGCGGGGCGCGGCGGCGAUGGCGCUGCGCUGCCUCCUGCUGCUGCUCUGCGGAGCCGCGCUGGGACCCGCCGUGCACCUCGACUUCGCCGAGCACCGCAGCCAGGCCGCCAAGAUCAAGGUCAACCCCCGCGGCAACCUCUGGGCCACAGGUCACUUCAUGGGGAAGAAGAGCGUCACAGGCUCCCCACACCUGGAGGCUGCAGAGGAGCCUGCUGUGCCAAUGGUCUUCGGUCCCUCUCUGCGAGCCUUGCUGGAGGAUAUGAUGGAACUGCUGACCCGGGAGCUCCUGAAAAUCCUCCUGCAAGAAAGGCUAUUGGAUGAGAACCAAGGGAAAUACGACCUCGCUGACCAGGAGACAGGGCUUUUAACGAAGGUGCUGGAGAAGUACUUUUCAAACUGAAGAGGUGCAGCUGGGGAGGAUGAGGUCUGCAAGGUCGGCUGUGUGUGGUGAAGGGAGGAGAGCGUCGUCCUUGUGGGUUUCUAUAGCUACAUCACUUUUAUUUAUUCUUUCUGAAGUAUUGUCAAUAGUGAUGGUGUAUGUGAACAGCGGAGCCCACCACUGUGCCCCUGCCCAAUCCUGUAUAGUUCCUGUUUGUUUUGUGUUUUCUUGAUGUCUGAUGUGAAUGAAUAAA
Molecule: messenger RNA, 9962 nt
Organism: Prinia subflava (tawny-flanked prinia)
Lineage: Eukaryota; Metazoa; Chordata; Aves; Passeriformes; Cisticolidae
Gene: NMB
Product: neuromedin B
Exons: 3
Coding region: 9347-9730 (127 amino acids)
Biological process (GO): neuropeptide signaling pathway; positive regulation of hormone secretion
Cellular component (GO): neuron projection
Molecular function (GO): neuromedin B receptor binding; neuropeptide hormone activity
Source: RefSeq, a predicted model, not a curated record